Messenger RNA from Brassica napus (rape), 2145 nucleotides. RefSeq lists its product as uncharacterized. The transcript is spliced from 2 exons. Bases 1 to 2124 code for a protein of 707 amino acids. NCBI's taxonomy places the organism in Eukaryota, Viridiplantae, Streptophyta, Magnoliopsida, Brassicales, Brassicaceae. The record is from RefSeq and is a predicted model, not a curated record.
AUGGAUAAAUGUGAUAUUAUUCUGGAAAAAUAUUCGGGAAAACUGAAAAGAAUCAACGAGCUGCAUCCUUGCUAUCUGCCUCUUCAGUAUCCAUUGAUAUUCCCAUAUGGAGAAGAUGGAUUUCGAUUAGGGAUUCAAAAUGGUUUCACCGGUAACGGCAAAAGGAAAAAGCAUAAUAUCAGUAUGAGGGAAUUUUUCGCAUACAGGAUUCAAAUCCGGAAUUCUGGUUCGCAAGUCCUUCUUCUAUCCAGACAUUUGUUGCAGCAGUUUUUGGUAGAUGCUUAUACAAUGAUCGAGACACACCGUCUACGGUACAUUAGGAAAAAUCAGGCUAAUCUACGGACACUGAAGUUCAGUAAGUUUGUUGCUGCUGCGAACGACGGUAAUACAACUUUGCCUAUUGAGGGUAACCGAAUUAUCAUUCCCUCAUCCUUCACAGGCGGUCCAAGAUAUAUGCAUCAGAUGUAUUUGGAUGCUCUGACUAUCUGCAAAUACUUUGGGUUUCCAGAUCUCUUCAUAACUUUCACAUGUAAUCCUAAAUGGCCUGAGCUGUCUAGGUAUUUUCGGAAAUACAAUCUCAGGUCCGAGGACAGACCUGAACUGUGUUGUAGAUUGUUCAAAGUAAAGCUGGAUUGCUUGAUGGAGGAUCUAACCAAAAAACAUUUGCUUGGCAAGACAGUGUCAGCACUUUAUACUAUCGAGUUCCAGAAGCGUGGGCUCCCACAUGCUCAUAUUCUUUUGUUCAUGGAUUCAAAAGACAAAUUUCCUAAUGCCGAGGAUAUCGACCGCAUUAUUUCAGCCGAAAUUCCUGAAAAAACCCAAGAACCCAAACUGUAUGAGGUUGUAAAGGACAUGAUGAUUCAUGGACCAUGUGGUGUUGUCAACAAAAAAUCUCCGUGCAUGCAAGAUGGGAAGUGUAGCAAAUUUUUCCCCAGAAAACAUGUUGAGAAAACUACUGUGGAUGGUCAAGGUUACCCUGUUUACAGGAGAAGAGAAGAUGGGGCUUUUGUUGAGAAGAAAGGAAUUCAGUUAGACAAUCGGUUUGUUGUGCCUUACAACAAGAGUUUACUACUUCGGUAUAAUGCUCAUAUUAAUGUGGAAUGGUGCAAUCAGACCCGGUCAAUUAAGUACUUAUUUAAGUAUAUCAACAAAGGUAAUGACCGUAUUACAGCAACAGUUACUCAAAAGUCGAGCACGACCGAGGCUACUGGAGCUGAGACACGUGAAAUAAAUAACCCAAGAGGAGAAGGUGAAACUACUAUGGAUGAAGGUGCUGAAGCCGUAGUUGAUGAAAUAAAAAAUUAUUUUGAAGCGAGGUUAGCAAAACUAUUAUGUAUUAUUACUUUUUGUUUGUUUUUCCUCAUAUAUGAAUGUGGCAUCGAUUCAACUAUGAAUUAUAAAUAUUUUAGGUACAUCUCUGCUUGUGAGUCGUCUUGGAGGAUCCUUGCCUUUCCCACCCAUUACCGAUCUACACCUGUAGAAAAUCUUACAUUCCAUCUAGAAGGAGAGCAACCUGUUAUUUACAAGGAAGGAGAUUCUGUGGAAAGUGUUUUGGCUCGUGUGCAGAAUUCAAAGACAAUGUUUUUAGCUUGGUUUUAUUGUUGUGAGCGAUACCCUGAAGCAAGAGAUUUGACCUAUGCAGAACUUCCGACAAGAUUCGUAUAUGAUGGAAAACAAAAAGAAUGGAAUCCAAGGAAGAAAGGUUUUGCAAUUGGGAGAUUAGCUCCAGUUUCCCCAAGUUCUGGUCAGAAAUAUUUUCUGAGGGUUUUGUUGAACAAGGUUAGAGGUCCACGGUGUUAUGAUGAUAUAAAAACAGUAGAAGGGAUAGUUCACCCAAGCUACGAGGAUGCAUGUUACAAGCUGGGUUUGUUGGACGAUGAUAAAGAAUAUAUUGAAGGACUGAAAGAAUGUUCUUUUUGGGCGUCCAGUGAUUAUGUCCGCAAACUGUUUGGGAACAUGUUGUUAUCCGGUUGUUUAUCUACGCCUAAGUUGGUCUGGGAAGCAACCACUGACAUCCUAUCUGAAGAUAUUCUCUACAUUGAGCGUAAGAAGCGUCAUAACCCAGGUAAGAAAUUGCAUUUAAUCGAACUUAUAUUUAAUUUUAUGGAUUACUUGAAAUCCUAAUAAAAAGGAAUUUUUUUUUAG